Molecule: messenger RNA, 9823 nt
Organism: Bemisia tabaci
Lineage: Eukaryota; Metazoa; Arthropoda; Insecta; Hemiptera; Aleyrodidae
Source: RefSeq, a predicted model, not a curated record
GCGUAGUCUGCGCAGUUGGAUAUGGUUGGAUACUGGAUUGCACCGUCCGUGCGAUGCGGAGCAAGUAAAAGUUAAAGUUGAAUUGAAUUCGUGAUUAAAGUUUGGUGGUCGUCGCAGUUUCUUCGCCCCAAAUGAACUUUGUCUAAUUAGCGUUGCGAAUUUUCAACCGGCAUCAUGUCAUCCUCAGUUGUUGAGUGAAGGUGAGAGGUGUGGCAGGUGACAGUCCGUGGAUUUCAUCCAUCGCGGGUGCGGGCAGGCUACCUUGGUCACCGGAUCGUGUUGUGUUUUGUUCCUUUUGGUGCUUAAAAAUAUGUUUUCAUUGAAUCAUGAUCUCAUCAGCUCAAACUUUAAAGAGUAAAGCAUGGCUUCUUUGUGGCCGUGUCAUAGAGUCUAAUUAUACUCCGAAGUUCUUUUAUCAAGAUGGCACCAUGGCCUGAGCAGUCUAAUGAACCAAAAGCCCCAGAUAAACCAAGUGAAAGUGAAAAGUGCAGAGAAGUUGGAAGCAACCCCAGCAAACUAAAUCACUCUGAUUCCAAUGAUGGGGAUACAUGUGGUGUUACACUCAAAAGUUCUGAUGCUCUGGCGGAUGAGAAAAAUCCAUGUGUUCUCUCUUUGGAUGAAUGUCAGUUGAAAGCUUUACUAGAUGAAGCUAUUGCCUACAAGAAUCCCAUCGACCGAGAAGGGAAGAGUGAUCUUUUCAAGGAGUUGCUAGAAGAAGCCGAAGCUGACGACAAGGAAGAGGCGCGGAGUGGUGGCGGUGCAGGAGGUGGAACUGGGAUCGGAACGCCUUCUGUUCAGACUAAUCAUUACCACAACAACUAUCGCCGAAGCAACAGGGCGCAUAGACGUGAUGGUGUCACAGUGGGUGAACGUCAAUUGCGUGGUGGCUCCCUCCAAAAUAUCCAUGCCUUCAGCUACGAACUAGAAGGUGGAAGAAAGCGCGGGAAAAACAGACGAAAUGAUGGUGCUGGCGUGAAUGUGAGCGCGCGUCAACGAGAAGGGGGGUCACUUCCAAACAAUGUGGAUCAUGUCCCCCAGCCGGAUCAUCUAGCAACGGCUGCUGCUCUCAUGCUUGAAGAUCUUCAUCCUCUCCUUCCAAUUUCACUCUCGCGAAGAAAAGAAAUGCCAAUUGCAUCUGAAACACUUUCAUCUGCAACAAACUAUGUCGUUCUUGAUGUCAAUUCUUCCAUGAAUGAGGAGGUGUCGUCAGCUAAACAAAAGAACUCCAACGAAGAUUCUGCUGGUGGCAUUGAGUUACAGGAGCUAAACUCAGAUCGAAACGACACUGUCUCUUACACCUCUCGAGCAACUUUAGAAAUUAGCGAACACUCAGCUAAUAAUACCAACUUUGACCAGAAAAAAUCAAAUUCUCUACUGGUUAAGGACUCUGAUGAAGUUGAUUUACCCGUUGUUUUCUCCCUUAACAAGAAUUAUGGACUAGUCAAUGGAAGAGACAAGGCUCCAAUCCAGCUUCUCUCUGCAAGCAAUCCUCUAAAAUCUAUCGUUGCUAAUGACAAAGGCUCAACCAAAGAGUCUAAGUCUGCAAAGUCUAAUUCUGAGACUGGUGCCUAUUCAUUCUCCAUGCAGCACGUGAGCUUUAUAGCCAUUCCGCCUCAUGAGUCAACCCUAGGCUCUGACAAGGCCUCAUCGAUGAAGGAACCCGAUUCUGGAAUGCAAACCAAAAAUGGUGGGAUAGUUUCUGAUAAGUUUGUACAGCAGAAAUCAAAUCUUUCGAGCUUUUUCGAACAUCCGAGCUUUCUUAGCAUCCACCAUGACGCUUUUAGCAACGGUGUCACUGUGUUUGAGUUUCAUGAUGUCAAUCGUUUGGUCCAAAGCAAAGACUCAAGCUAUAAGUCAAAACCAUUCGAUGAAAAUGGAAACUCUCUUGGAUCAACCUCAGUGUACCGUGACGCAUCAUCUAUGUCUGAGAGGAAAAAAUCUCGUCGUGCUAAGAUAAAGAAUGAUCAUGAUGACACAAUUCUGGCUGAAAAUAUUGAGGGCCAUCGAGGUGACCGAGACAUCAACAGUCUGCUAAAAUAUAUUGAAGCAGGAGGAGAUGGGAAACACAUCAAAAGCUCUAAGCUCACAAACGGGCCUUUGGUGAAGCAAGCAAAGAGUAAAGUAAAGGUCAGCCGAGAAAAGAGCACGGAUGGAGAUACACUUAACAGAGUAACAAAAAACAAACGAAAAGAGAAAUUAAAGAAAAGCAACAGCUUAGAAGAAAUCUCAAAAACUAAACUUGAAGAUCUAACGAAUGAUUCCGACUCGAGCUCGAAAACUAUGCCGAAAAAGCAAACAACGCUGGAUGAUGAUGAUUUGGGAGAGAGGCAGGAACGCAUGGGUGCAGAGGAGGACUCAGUCUAUGCCACCUCCGCAGAUGAGUGCCUUCUGUCGCAGGUCAAGCGGCGUGAUUUGAAAAUGGAUAGAUCAAUGGAAAAUCUAGCCGCUGACUCGGAGUUCCAUGUUGUUACCAAAAAGCAGCGCAGGAAAAAGCGCCGUAGUGUAUCCAAUGACAGGAAUACACGUGGUAAAACUGAGCAGCCAAGACGGAAUGUUGGCAGUUUCCCGCCUCAUGAUGGAACAAAUCACUUUCCCGGCCGAUCACGAGGAUUGUCGCCGGAUAAGCGACGAAAAUCCACCUCAUCUAUGCCACCGUCAGACAAGUCAGAUUGUUCAGACUUGGAUUCGGUACAUUCUCUACCUGUUUCCUCAACAACUCCUAAAUGUCAGGUGCAAAAAACUAGCACAUCAAAUGGCUCAACACCUCAAGCAUCGUAUGCGGACAUAGCAAAAUCUACUGUUUCGCCACCUCAAGGUUCUACGAACAACAUGAACGGAAGUGGGAAGUGGCCGCCGGUCGGGAAGAGCACCUCAGCUCCUUUGAACAUCUCCAUGAGCACGUCAUCGGUAUCGCCAAAUGAAAGUGUUAGUGGGAAACGGAAACCGAACACGGCUCCUUCGUCCGUGAGCUCAAGCACCUACGAAGAUAGUUUAACACAAAGUCCUGACCUAGUCCCAAGUGUCACGCUAUCUUUAAAGCAUAAAAAAGAUGCAAUGACUAGUACAAGCUGUGAUUUACCUAAAUUAGACUGUAAGGGUGUAAAUGUUAAUUUAAAUGGCAUCUUCUCGGACGAUGAUGCUAAUGUAAAUUGUGUAAAUAAGUCUAUUAGUGCUGUGAGUCAAAGAAAUUCUAGUUGUACAAACGUAAAUGAGCUGUAUGUAGAGUUUACACUAAAGCAGUCAGAAUCGAACGAAAACCAGUUCGAGGAAGUAACUGAAGUUAGUUGUGAAGAAACAGUUUUUUUAAAAUCAUCCCCCAAGUGCAAUUCAGAAACCGUCUCUGGUAGUUUAACCAUUUUAAUACCCAAUAAAAACCAAAAAGAGACCAAAACCCCAGUCUCCACAAACGCAUCAUUACCACCUGUCAUUCUUCUUGAUGAAGAGCUUAAUCAUAACCAAAGUCUCGUAGAUAGUGAAUUAACCUUCGGAUUUGAGGUCAAUGAACAGUUGCUUAAAGAUUCCUCAUCAACAGCCACACCAUCGCUUCAGUCUAACCAUCUGCAAACGUUUGACGUUUCACUUAGAUAUCAGCAACCAGUCAUGACAAACGUCUCGUUCAACUAUGAUGACAUCAUCAUUUUCAUUGAAAAAGCUUGGGUUGAUAUUCAAAAAGACCUAAUAUCUUCUAAAACUAGUGAUGGAAAUCGCAUAAUCGAGUAUUUCUCUGCAAAUCAGUGAUGCUUUUAACUACCGUACAUUUAGGAAGUGAAAUACAGAUUGAAGGAGCUCUGACUGAAAUGUGAUGGUGUUUUCUCUCUCCGCAUCUUUUGAUGAGUUAAUUCCUUUACCAAUGUCUCCGUUUGUAAUUAGAAUACCUACGUCGAGAAGAAUUUCUAAGUAAGGAUCUAAUUCUUGCUUUUUUUCUCCAAUUUUUCAUCGUUUUCCAAAACCUGUUGGGGUGCCACGACCAUACCUGCCAUCUAAUGCUCUCCCAUACAAGGACUCCGUCUGUUUUACGUUAUGUAUGUAGGUCUCUAUUUUUUUACUAAAACACCCAUUUAAUUCUGAAUUUUGUAUAUAUCACAUUGCAAAUGUUUUCAGAGCUCAUUCCCCCCCCUUCCCCGCCCCUCUUCUUUGAAUAUUGAGUAAUUUUCUUUGUUUGUAUUGACUAUAUUUUUUGUUGUGUCUACUUGAUUCAUUUUUUUAAUGAUUUCUUUAUUUUAUUUUUUUUAGCAUUUUUCUGUUAAAAUCACUUGAGAUCCGCUUCAUUCCACAGUCAAAUUGUGAAUUAUGACUAAAAUUGUACAAUAUGUAUGUACGUAUGUAUGUAUGUCACGUAUGUAAGUUCGUUUAAGUGUACCUAGUUAUAUGUUAGUAAGUCUUGAUACAAGGAUGUUUUAGUCCUAAAAUGUGUCAGUCAGGGACUAUAAUUUAUUCAUAAAAGUCUGCAAAAGACCUUUUUCCAAUCAAGAUUUUACUGUAUCCGCUCAAAAUGCUAAGCAAAGUGGGACUUAUCUCUCGAGAAAAGUGCAAAAAAAUUCUUAGGUUUUUUUUAUUUUUCUUUAUUUUUUAUUGGGGGCUGUUCUUUUUUUUAAAAAAAAUAUCUAUUUAUAAAGAGUAAGUUUAAAAAAAAAAAAAUAUGUGGGGAACAACUGAAAACUUUGUAGUGAGGUUACCACCAGAAUUAUGGAUUUGAAACCAAAUCCUAGACUGUCAUCCAUUUUGGGGAAAGGCAAAUCUAUUUCUUUAAUUUACAAGUAUUGUCAGAACUGAUUGAAACUCUCAAAUUUUAGCUUCGUUUGCCUUUGAAAAUCGAUCAACGCUUUUUUUAUUUUUCUCUUUUUUUUCUAUGCCCUGCAUUUUGUUAUUGGGGAGUCAUUAAGCGUCAUGUAGAGUCGCAAUAUUCAUUAGGUUUCUUAGUUUAGAACUUACACUGAUAUCAUGUUAUAAAAGAGGCCAAGGACUUAGAAACAUAAUUAUUAUUUAAUUUUUUCAGCAUUUUCUUUUCCUAAUCAAAUUGUUGUUUUCUAAUCGCUACCCCCUGAAGCGGAAACAGAAUAUCUUUUGUAAAACCGUCAAGAAAUUUUGUUCCAGGGGUUUCAUCUUCACCUCAAAACUGUGAAUGUUAGUUGCAAGUGGAACCGUUGUUAAUUUAUAUCUAACCCUCGUUUAUUUAUUGAUUAAUUUUUUUUUAUUUUUUGUUAUAAAAUUAAGUCUAAUUUAAAGCUCUGUCAUUGUUACCAAUACUUACCGUGAUUUGUCUUCUUGAAUUGGGAAUUUUGAAUUAUUUUGGAAAUUUUUUUUACAUGUGGUUGAAAAACAGAGGAUGUUGCCGGACUGCACCUGAGCCUGCCAAAUUCGUUUUCCAUAAUAUGAGAAAAUAUAUUUCUGUAACAAUCAUAACCAUACUCUAACCAUCUAUGUUGCUCUCACCGAACAUGCCGUACUUAAGCCCCAACUGUAGCUAAUUAUCAUCUUUCUUUAUCCCUCUGUAUUUUUUUCCCCCCAGGAGGAAAAAUUCUUAAAAGUAUUGUUGUGCUGGUCAAGUUAUUACUCAUUUGUUGCUUUAGUGAUAGAGAGUAAGGAAAUUACCGUAGCCUAAUGUGUAGGAAUGUCUCUUUUCAUUUUAUUGGGUUUUAAUCAGUAAGAAUUGUCUCAAAAUCCAUUCACUUGAGAUCAAAGACCAAUAACUCUGAUGACGUGAAUGCGAAAAAAGGAAAUGAUGUAAGAAUUAGUCUACUUAGAAGUCAUCCUGCUUACUGAAUUUCCCAUGGAAAUUUCCAUGAAGUUUCAGCCAGCCAUCUCGUUCCAGUCUUAAGCAGUUCUGUAUCUGAAAGAUUUUUCUCUCAUAAAAACGUGGUAAUGUAGGCGCACAAUCCAGCAAAUGGUUACUUUUGAGCAGAACUAUAAGUUGGUAGAUGGAUCCCUCUACUUUUUUUUCAUAAUUAUCAAUAGCUUUCUGGUGUAUCCAUGCUAAUCGAAUGAAGUUUUAUUAUGUUGCCAGGAGGUGAAUGUUCCUGUUUUAUUUCUUGAAAACUUGCUCUCUUCCUAACCAGCAAUUAAAUGUAUUCCUGUUGCGUUUUCGGUGUUCUAUCUUAGGACUGCUCUUAUUUUAAAUUUCUUUUGCUGUCUCUAUGAGGGCUGAUUAUUCUGAAGGUUUUUUUUUUCUUUGAAUUGAAUUUAGUACUGAAGUGAAUCCGCUAACAAAAUGAAGGAAGUUUGACAUUUUUGUAGUUAUGCUGUAUUUCUUACAUCCAGUGUACAGUCCAUGUUGAAGAAGAUAAUAUCAGUGAAAUUUUGUGUGAAGGGUUUGCCUAAAAAUCGAAUGAAAAGAAUCCCAAAACUAUGUCAGUUUGCAAAAACCAUUUUAAGAUCAAAUAUUUCAUUGUGUAGGCUAGCAUUGCUUGCUAGUUUUCCUUGCAGUUUACCUCAGCUUGCCAAUGCAGCUUGAAAUGGAUAAUUUUGGCUUGUAUUUAGGUGUCAGAAAUCGAAAUGUAAGAGACAGAUGUAUUGCAGCAAAAAAUGCUAUACCUUUAUCUUAUAAAACAGCCUUCAAAGAAUGGUGGUCUAAGCCUAUGAUCCUGUUGCAUUGAAGUAACUUAAUUCUCAGUGCGUCCUGUGAACAAAUAGGAUUCUAAUGAGUUUAUCUUAUUAUGAUUGUCAUUGCCAUCAUGCGCUGGGUAGACAGUAUUUUAAAUAGGUUUUUCCUUUUAUUAAAGAACUCAUAACAGCAGUAAUGAUAAGUGCGCAGGUACGUGACAAAGGUAAACAUGUCUGGAAAGAGUGUUAAUAUUUCAGAUGAGUCUGUAAUUUGAACAGGAUUUUUCUUCUUUCUUCUCAUUCUUCUUCUUUUUUCCUGUAUCUUGGAAAGUAGUACUUUGUUUUCUUUAAGGCAGGUCCGAUCAGCCAUUUUAAACUAACAUAAACAUACUGACGUUUGAGCUUGGUUGAGCAACAUUUUUUUCUGCCUGCUCUGUAAAACAGUAUGCAUCAACUUUUGAAGAUAACACAGAAUAUCAACCAUCAACCUUUUUUAAUUUGGAAGCAUACUGAAAUCAGGUUAGCUCUGGUGUGAUUCAAGUCGACUUGGAAUUCAAAGACAAGUUAGCUGUUUGAAUUGACAAACUUGGGGGAUGCAUUCGUGUAAUUUUUGCAUGAAUUAGAGAGUUUUUGAAACACCUCCUGUGUUUUAUGUGCAAGUUGGAUGAGAAUAUAUUCAUUGAGGUGCCUAAAUUUUGAAGUUGCUUUGUAUUCCUCCGUAUGCUAUCCCGCAUUAAAAUGGGAUCCAAAACACUCGGUUAGCUUGGUUUUUCCUGGUCAAGUACUAACCUGCCAUUUUGUUCUAUUAUUUUGGAAUGGACCCUUUGGUCGCUUGAGCUAUCAUCAAAAUUAUCGAAAUGCAAGGCUUUUGCAUCAUGAACACUGUAAAGCAAUCUUCGAGGAAAUUACAAAGGAUUAUUACCAGAAGUUUCUCUAAAUCUGCCCAGGACUCCUUUCACUGUGAGGCCUCAUAUUUAAGUUCUGACUGAAGAAGUACAAUAAAUUAGUCAUAUAUGAGGAGAGGAAAACUGGUAGUUCUUUCUAAACGGAAAACUUGUCAAUAUUUCACUAGCUACAUCCGCUUUCAAGACACUUUCAACAUUGAUGCAUUAGUUCAAAGUUCAAUAGAAGUAACAUGUAAGGUCAAGAAAAGGAAGUCGCAAUUAUAGCAAAAUUACAGACGCAAAGUAUCUUUCUCCAGAGGAAUCUGCAUAAAUUUUGCUUUUUCCUGAUAAAACUUACCUUGAUCUUUCCCUAUUUAUGGCAUUUGCACAUCAACCAUGUUAUAUAUACCCAUUACAAGAGAGCCAUUUUAAUGUAGAUGAGGCCUUUGCAGAAAAAACAUUUUGCUUUCAAGUUGAGAAUUUAUUCUCAAUACUCCUGAUUUAAUUUCAAAAAUAUCAGAUUUUUCCAUCCUAACUCAUUGAAGAGAACAUUGUUUCCGUAGGCCAGCUUCACGAGAUUUUCAGUUGUCAUACUUAAGUGAUCAUAAAGUUCCAACAAAAUAGCUGCAACUCUCUUCACUCAAAGGAUCGUUCUGAAAUCGGAACUUAAUCCUCUUUCAUUAUACAGCUGUAGACUCCCCUUAGAAACUUAUGCAAUGCUUUGCGUGAUACCCUACUCUCCCCGACGCAAAAAAAAAACCAGCAUCUUUUUUCUUAACUUGUACCAGAAAUUUCCCUACAACUGGCGUCUACUAACAGGCACUUUUAUGUCAUGUCAUGCAAGAACCUAUCCUGUCACUCUUUACAGUGCAAGAUGCAAUUUAUGAACGGCCCCUUGUGUGGGGAAUUUCAUGACUCGAUUUUUGACAAUUCUGUUUGAGCCUUCAAAGGUCCUCAGCAAGAGGUAAUAUGUGUCAACUCUUCGAUUCACUCUGAACUCUCGUAUAUUUUUUUAGUAAUAUCUAUUUACCAUUGAUUACAAUUUAAAGUGUCUCCUCUUUAAUCCCUUAUACAACCCAAGUGUCUAAAACAAGGGUACCCAGAAGGAGAGUAUACUGCCUUAUUACUUCCUUUCCUUGUACAAAAUAAGGAAAUCUGAAUAACACGGAAAUCUGGUGAAACUUUCGAAAAUUCUGGAGUCAGAAGACAGCCAGAUAAAGCUGGGAAAUGAGCUCCAUAUGACCUUGAGUAUGAUGCAUUCUGUGAUAAAGUAGGUGUGUAAGUCAUUUCGGAACACAUCUUUGAACUAAACUGUUUGUUCUUAGAGUAAUUUUUGAUGUCGGAAAUGUUUUCCUUAGUUCUCUAUUCUCUAACUUUUGAAAGUAGCUUUGAAAGCCCUUAGUAAUCCUCUAAAAUUACAAACCUUGGAGAAAGAUGUAAUGUAUCUUUCAGAGUUGAAAUGAGCUUUAAGUCAGUUUUGACGUUACAGGAGUACAGGGAAGAAAGUGGAUAUCACUCGAAGAAUUAUUAGAAUAUACUGCAGGCUCUAAAUUUUUGACCGCAUUAUUUUUGUCCACCUCUAUUUCUUGAAAUAAUCAGUAAUAACUAAGACCCCAGUUCUUAGAGCAAGCAAAAUCUAAAACUUACCCAACUUUUGAAUAGGAUUAAUGUGAUUUUCAGCCUCCUUUCCCUGUACUUCUCCAUAAUUUUUUUUCAGUUAUUAACUAGAUCAAUCAACACAGGUCAGGUCAGUCAUUCCUGUGGAAAAAUCCUGAGACCCCACUACGCAUUGAUUAUGAAAAGUUAAAAUGAAAUGAGAUCAUCCGGAAAUAAGCUACAUCUUCGUCAUGCAAUGAGGGGGGUAGUUGAUCUCAAAAAAGAUGCGCAGCGUCUGACCUAUGUGAAUUGAUCUUUGUUAUUACUAAUCUGGUAUGUUGAUAAAGCGAGAGGUAGAAAAUAUUUUUUCUCCUCUACUAGACUAUAGAUUUCUUUUGAACAUUUUUCAAAAGUUCAAUAAUAAUCCUUGUUCUACCAGCGAGUGGAAAUUACUUGCUCCAUCUGCAAACCCUUGAAACUCUCGAUUAAAACCAAAUUUAAUUCCAUAUUUAGCCUUGGAUAUUACUUCUCAUGCAACAAUCUUGAUUGUCUACUUAAUCUCUAAAAUAAGAUUUGAACUGAUGUUAAAAGUUGUUAUUUAAUUAAUGUAUUUAUAAUUUUGUGAAUAUUUUUAUGAAAAUUAUCGUAAAUUGUUUAGAAUUUGCAUAUCAGAUUCAGGUCAGCUUCGUGGAGCAUUGUGAAUGUGAUAUUGAAUCACGUAAUGAUCGCAAGUUAUGUGAUCAUAACUUGUGAUAAAAUGAGUUGAAUGUACUGUUUCAUUAAAUAAAGCAAACAAAAUUCAA